AUGAGCCAGCAGCCUGCCGCUCACAAUCAGGCUCAGGCGCCAAAUGCAGCCGGGCAGGAUGAUUGGGAUGAGGCGCGCCUCGAGGAAGCCAUGAAACGGCUCAAGCUUCUGCACAUCAAGGUAACGUCGCUUUCAACGCUCUUGUUUCAGGUCCGACAGUUGAACGACACCAUCCCCAAGAUGAUCAAGCCGCUUGUGCAAAAGCAACCUUCACCCGAUGUCAUGUUUGCAGCCUUCAUGAACUCAGUUAAUGAAGCGCAAGCCAACAUCAAGGAGGUUACCGACUUGAUGCGCGAUGAGAAAAGUCGUGAGAUUUUUGUGCAGGCUAAGAAGAGAAAAGAGGAAGAGCCCACAGGUAUCAAGACCUGGGAAUAUUAUGACCACCCAGACUGGUUCAGAAUGGAUGAAGAAUAA
Fusarium redolens is the source of this 414-nucleotide messenger RNA. RefSeq lists its product as uncharacterized. Lineage: Eukaryota; Fungi; Ascomycota; Sordariomycetes; Hypocreales; Nectriaceae. The coding region runs from base 1 to 414 and encodes 137 amino acids. The transcript is spliced from 3 exons. The record is from RefSeq and is a predicted model, not a curated record.